AUGGACCCAGAGGCUUUAAAAGCAUCUUUGCUGGAUGUUGUCGUGCCACAAGACACCACCACAGAUCUUGCUGAGUUGCUGGAAACCUACUCAGAGACGACAAAUGAUACGGGUCGCCUGGUUACCAUCAAGGAAAGAGACACCUUGUUCUUCGAUGAAAAGCUGAGGACACUCGCAAUCCUCCAAGUGCCUCAUUGCGACGAAGAUGUGUUGAAGGCUUUCCUGGCGCGUCUGUCAUACAAAGUCGACGCCUGGGCUCUCGAUGAGUCCAUUAGCAAUGAACCGCCAGCCACCCCAUCGACACCAGCCAGGGACCUCGUCUCCUCGUAUGAAGGCAUCCAGGAAAGCGAACCUUUAGUUCUCGCCAGUCAAUCAAGCGACAAUGCUCGAAUAUUGACUUUGAUAUGGGAAAUUCAGAUGCCCCUGAAUAGGCCUAGAUUCCGCCUUCCUCAGCCAAGCAUUGUGUUCAUCCCCUCGGCCACAAUAAGUCCUCAGCAGCAGGACGAGAAUCGGAAAGAUGACGACCUCACCCCCUUUCAACCGCUCGAAGCCAACAUCCUGGAGCCGAUGCGAUUCAUUCCAGGCUUCCAACAACAUCCUCCUUACCUAGCCGCUUCGAGGCUCGAGAGAGUACUUCCACUUACUGCACCACACAAGUCACGGCUUCACAUCCAGCACGUUCCAUCCCGACGUUACAGGGCUGUCCCGGCAGCCGUGGCCCGCAUUCGAUAUAACAGAAUCAAUGCACUCUCACCUGUGCCGACUAACAUGGCUCUCCUAGACAUCGAGAUAGUUCCUUUCGUACAGAUCGAUGCCACGGUGGAGGUCGUCGAACUUGCACUCAAAAGUGGCCGCGUGGAACCAAUCAUGGUGGACUUUUUACCGAUACAGUGCCAUUCUGGAGACUGCAUCACCAUUAUCCAUAAACUCCAACAGGGUUUGAGUACCAGCGAUUCACCCGGGACAUCUCUUGUAAAUCCCAACAUCGAUAUCCUGUCCAUCAGGGUUCGACUAUCUGUGCAUUCAAGUGAAGAAUGCCGUCCAACGAUUAACAUGGAGUGGACGACGCAUGUGGAUUUCAGCCAAGCCUUGAAUCCCUCGUUUGGCCCUCCUUCACAGCCAAUCCAGAGACCUAACCGACCAACAAGUUUACCUACCGUAACUAGCAAUGACAAUUCGUUACCGCCAAUCGAUAAUGCGUUGAGCCUCCGACCAGCCUCGGAUGUCCUGGCGAGAAGUGGCCUGUCUAUCUCUUUUACUGCUCCUGAGGGUGCGGUUGAGGUAGGCGUGCCAUUCAGCUGGAAAGUCAUAGUCGUCAACAACUCUUUGAAAGUCGCAAAAAUCACCAUUAUACCUUUGCCUCGAAUGCAGAGACAGACGACUCAAGCACAGUCAAUGGCAAAACGACACGCCCCAAAGUCAUCUACGGCAUCCUUCCAUCCGAGCGAGAGACGGCAUACACAAAAUGAAGACGGCGUGGACAUUGCACAGGCAAUUGUGGAUGAAAACGUGGUUUAUGCUAUGCAUCAUUCAAACACGGUUCCUCCGGAGACUGACCUUAUGGCUUUGACGGCCGAGCUGAGGGUCGGCCCCCUUGGCCCAGGACAGUGCCAUGAAAGCGAGAUACAGAUGGUAGCUUUCGACACUGGGUCGUUGAGAGUUGACGCCAUGAGGAUCGUGAAUCUGAUCCGAGAGGCCGAACAAGGCACUGCCACUCCAGGUGUAUUGGUUGACAUCAAGGACUUACCUACAGUCCUCGCCACGAAGUCGGCCUGA
Molecule: messenger RNA, 1776 nt
Organism: Exophiala spinifera
Lineage: Eukaryota; Fungi; Ascomycota; Eurotiomycetes; Chaetothyriales; Herpotrichiellaceae
Exons: 2
Coding region: 1-1776 (591 amino acids)
Biological process (GO): intra-Golgi vesicle-mediated transport
Cellular component (GO): TRAPPII protein complex; trans-Golgi network
Source: RefSeq, a predicted model, not a curated record